AUGAGGCUUUCGCUCUUUACCUCUGUUCUUGCCGGUCUGGCACAGGGCGCAUCGUCAGCAUUGCUGUCGUCGUUGUUACUCUCAUCGUCCAAUAUCACUGUCGACGUGAGUCAAACGUUUCAAACUAUCAGAGGCCUUGGCUAUUCAGAGGCAUUUCAGCGAGCGCAAUGGGUCUACAACACCAUGUCGUCUGUGCGCCAGCAGGAGAUGUUCGACUUACUUCAUGACCCAGUCACUGGAGCGGGACUCUCCAUCCUGCGUAUCGGCAUCGGCUCAUCACCCAACAAUACAGGCGACCAUAUGACCUCAAUUGAGCCAGUUUCACCAGGUCUGCCUGAAAAUUCUGCGUCAUAUGUUUGGGAUCGCAACGACAGUAGCCAGGUCUGGUGGGCAAAGGAGGUACAGAAGCGUGGCGUUAAUCUCUUCUAUGGUAACUCGUGGGGUGCAGAUUAUUACAUGAAGGACAAUAAUAGCACAGACAAUGGUGGCCAUCUCUGUGGUGUGAAUGGCACUGAUUGCGUAACUGGAGACUGGAGGCAGCAAUACGCUGAUAAGCUGGUACAGUGGGUCAAAUACUAUGCUGAAGAGGGCAUCAAUAUCACGCAUCUAGGGCCACUGAAUGAGCCUGACAUCUCUGUGCCAUAUGCUUCAAUGCAAGCGGAUGGCUAUCAGACUAGUGAUAUGUUGGCUGUCCUGAAGCCCGCAGUGGAAGAGGCCGGUUUGACCAGUGUCAAGAUUACAUGCUGUGACUGGGCAGGAUGGGAGAACGGACGAGGCAUUCUUGCUGAGAUGCAAGAGGCCGGAGGUGAGGCCUUUACAGAUGUGAUUUCCUCACAUGGCUAUGGUCAACCUCUCGGAGACCCGUUUGAUACCGAGAAGGAGGUCUGGCAAACAGAGUGGGCUGAAUUAUCGUCUUACUUCGACCAACCGUGGUAUUCGGUCGAGGGAGAUACUCGUGGUACUUAUGGUGGAGGUGAAGGUUUGACUUGGGCGAACCGGAUUCUACAGGGCUUCACGGUCGCUAAUGUCUCUGCCUUCAUCAACUGGAUGGGCGCACAGCCAUCAAACGCUGCAACGCCGUUGAUUCGGACGAUUAACGACACAAAUAUCGUCUCCAAGCGCUACUACGCUUAUGCUGCCUUCGGUCGUUAUGCGCGUCCGGGGUCUGAGAGAGUACAUGCCAGCUCUACAGUAUCGAACGUAACUGUUGCCGCUUUUACUGCCGCGGAAGGUUUCGCGGCAGGCGGUAAUCUGGCUUUGCAGAUCAUUAACAAUGCGGACGAGACAGCAGCGGUACCUGUAGUGGUUGACACCAUCAUGCAAAUCAAUAGCGCAACCGCAUAUUUAGUCAACAACGAUUAUGAUCUGGCAGAGGACGCGACACUGGUCGAGAUCGAAGGGACCAGUCUGGCAGUGACUGUUCCAGCGCGGUCUUUAGCGGUCCUUGUUGUCGAUGGUCAGUGGUAA
Truncatella angustata is the source of this 1467-nucleotide messenger RNA. Its product is annotated as glycoside hydrolase superfamily. The transcript is spliced from 3 exons. The coding region runs from base 1 to 1467 and encodes 488 amino acids. NCBI's taxonomy places the organism in Eukaryota, Fungi, Ascomycota, Sordariomycetes, Amphisphaeriales, Sporocadaceae. Gene Ontology annotation, molecular function: glucosylceramidase activity. Gene Ontology annotation, biological process: sphingolipid metabolic process. The record is from RefSeq and is a predicted model, not a curated record.